AUGACCGAUUUAGAAGAGGAGGUGCUUAUUCAGUAUAUAAUUGAUAUGGAUGAGAGAGGGUUUGCACCUAAAUUAAGUGGUGUAGAAGAUAUGGCGAAUUAUAUUCUUGAAUCGCGGAGGGCGAAGAAGGUUGGAAAGCUCUGGGCUUAUCGAUUCGUAAAGCGUCAUACGAAAUUAGAGAUGUGUUUUAGUCGUAUUUAUGAUUUUCAAAGAGCUCUUUGCGAAGAUCCUAAGCUUAUUGAAGAGUGGUUUCGAUUGGUAUCGAAUAUGCGGGUGAAAUAUAGUAUUGUCGAUUCCGAUUUCUACAACUUCGAUGAAACCGGCUUCAUGAUAGGUAUAAUAUGCCCUAGAAUAGUUAUAACUAAUACUGAACGAAAUAGCAGAAGCAAGGCAAUACAACCAGACAAUCGAGAGUGGGCUACGGCAAUUAUAUGUGGCAAUGGAGAGGGUGAAACUAUACCUCCAUUUUUGGUAGUUCAAGGACAAGUUCAUCUUUCCAAUUGGUAUACUGAAACCGAUUUUCCUGCGGAUUGGACUAUUAAACCUACUUCCAAUGGAUGGACGAAUAAUGAGACAGGUCUUGUUGGUACGAGAAGGAUACGGAAGACGUAG
This is a messenger RNA of Sclerotinia sclerotiorum 1980 UF-70, 612 nucleotides long. RefSeq lists its product as hypothetical. Gene Ontology annotation, cellular component: nucleus. The transcript has a single exon. The coding region runs from base 1 to 612 and encodes 203 amino acids. The record is from RefSeq and is a predicted model, not a curated record. Lineage: Eukaryota; Fungi; Ascomycota; Leotiomycetes; Helotiales; Sclerotiniaceae. Gene Ontology annotation, molecular function: DNA binding.